UAUGGAAGUGUACUUGUUUUUCACCUGGGUAGUGUUAGUGGCAAGUGGCUUUGUUUCCCUAUUAUGUAAAAUCCACUUUUACAUGGUGUUUGGACAUAAAUGUGUUGGCAGUGUGUGAACACAACCACCCUUCAUUGAUAAAAUUCCACCCACUCCUUAUUUUUUCAUCCACAUUAAACCAAACCAGUCUCACUAGGCCUGGCGUUUUGAUUCUCUAAGCAAGAUGAUAGGGCUUGGAUGAGGAUGAGGAUGCAGCCUUCCGUUUGAGAAGCUACCAUUCGCCUCCCUCAUGGUAGCUAAAACCUGGAAUUACGAGCGUUGUGAGAUAAGAGAUUAUUCAAAUUUUUAUAUCUUUAUUACCAUUCGCCUCUCUUAUGCUCUAAAAGUGAUUAGAAAUCUGAUUUGUUUCCUGAUUCGUUCUUUCGGAUGGAUAUACUUUUAAUGAACCAGUUAAAAAAAAUAAAAAAUGAUUCUGAGGUUAUUUUACGGUGGAACUGUCUUAUGUUGUUCACAAUUUUGAGCGCUGCACGACAGAAUAGACCAUGACGUGAUCGAGGGUCUUAAUCUUAUUUCCAUCUAAAAUAUAUUUUUUUAAACAUUUCUAUCAGCCAAUGAUAAUUCUAAAAGAAAACGUCACGAGUAUAGAUCAGUGGUCGAGAGCGCAUCUGAUUGACGGAUAAACCACGAGCUCUAUCAGUGUUAUUGUUAAUGUUCUGCUUAUUUUGUUUCAGUGUACAGUUUGUUAAUUUUGUACAAAGCAUACAGUUAAGUAAACUUCAUCAUUCAACUGAACUGUGCACGUUUAUUUUAGACACUUCUUGUCUUGUUCAAUUCAUGCAAUAAAUGCAUGUCCCUGCUGAGCUGUGGGCUAUGACUAAUUUCAAGGGCAAAGCAGACAAAAUUACAAUUUAUGUAUCGUCAUUUUUUACAAAUAAAGCUUCAUAUUAUGAGAAGGAUACUUUCUACGACCUUUUUAUCCUGCAGUCAUGGCAAGAUUAGGUUCCUUCAAUCUAAAAAACAAGAAUCGAAAACAACCGUGAGGAAUCAAUACUUGGAAUUGAAUCCCAUCGAUUCCAGAACCAGGAAUUAGAAUCGGACUCAAUUCCAAAAAUUUCGGAAUUGAACAGCCCUACAAGAUGACAUCACAUUGCAAAGGACAGCCCUGCAUUGCUAUAGUUUCCGCCCUCAGCGAUUGAACACUGUCCUCCAUGUUCUCUGCGCUUGAGCAGCUGUAAUAUAAACAACGAACAGACUGAACAUGAGUCUUAAUUUUUUACCAACAUCUGAGCUGCUGAGAACGCAGUGGAUUAGUUCUAUUUUUGAAGACCCGAUGGCACUGAAAGAAGAGAGUCAAGAACUGAAUGAAACCGAAGAGAAAGAUCAAAAUGAGAAACCGCAUGAUUUCAAACCUGGAGAAAAGUCAAUUGAUUGCUCACAGAAUGAAAAGAAUUCAACACCGACAAAAUCUCAAAAAAAGCAAACUACAACCUUCAAUUCCCACGAGAGACCUUACACCUGGCAACAGUGUGGAGAAAUUUUCAAUCGAAAAGAAAGCCUUAAAGUCCACAUGAAAAUUCACAUUGAAAAGAAACCGCUCACAUGCUCUCAGUGUGGAAGGAGUUUCACACGGAAAAGUCACCUUAGUAUCCACAUGAGAAGUCAUACUGGAGAGAAACCUUAUACCUGCAAACUGUGUGGGAAGAGUUUCAGACGAAAUGGAGAUCUUAAGACUCACAUGACAGUACACACUGGAGAGAGACCUGUAUGUAUUCAGUGUGGAAAGAGUUUCACACAGAAAAAAAACCUUAAAGUUCACAUGAGAAUUCACACUGGAGAGAAGCCUUACACCUGCAAGCUGUGUGGAAAGAGUUUCAUACGAAGUGGAGGUCUUAAGACUCACAUGAGAGAUCAUACUGGAGUGAAGCCUCACACCUGCAAACUGUGUGGAAAGAGUUUCACACGUCAAGAAAACUUUAAGAGUCACAUGAGAAUUCACACUGGAGAGAGACCGUUCAUAUGUGUUCAGUGUGGAAAGAGUUUCAUAUAUAAAGAAAGCCUUAAUUAUCACAUGUGGAUUCAUUCAAGAGAAAAGAGUUUUAAAUGUCAACAGUGUGAAAGGAGUUUCACAGACACAAAUCACCUUCAGGAUCAUGUUAAAAUUCACAUCGGAGAGAAGCCGUUCAUGUGCCAUUACUGUGGAAAGAGUUUAAAAAACAAUGCAAGACUUGAGAAUCACAUAAGAGUUCACACUGGAGAGAAACCUUUCACCUGCCCUCAGUGUGGAAAGUGCUUCACAGUAAAAAGGAACCUAAGGAUUCAUGAGAAUUCUCACAGGAGAGAGAUUCACAUAUCUAAACAAACUGAAACCUCAUUUGCAAACUCAUUCUGUUAAGAAAUUGCAGUUUCGGAGUGACAAGUCGUUUGAAAAAAGGAGUGAUUUCUUGGAUUACCCCCUUCUCAUUUCUUCAGAAAUGUACAGGAAUGGUAUUACAUUAAAAGUAAUAUCCCAAUUUUGAAACUUAUAAAUCCCCUGAGCAUCUUUAUCUUUGUAUGACAUCUGAACUCAAUUUGAAGGGUCUUAUUUCUAGAUUUGUUGUAUAUUUCAAUAACGCAAGGGUUCCUCCUACACAACAUUUGAAGAUGUCCUGGGAGAAAGACCUCCAGCAUAGAUAUUUCAGAAGACACUUGGACCGAGACCCUUCAAGGCAUUAGGUCGUGUUCCAUCAGCUCUUAACUUUCAGCUCAAUAGGGCCCAAGCACCAGUGGUGCGAGGACCCUCUUGGAAUUGCUGUUUCUUCUUCCUCUCCAAAGUGAAUCACAUUUUUGAGGGCCUAAAUAAGCUCCGAAACUUUGCACACUGGCAGAAAUUUACAUCUGAAAGGUGUUUCAGAAUUGGGAGUGGCAAAAUGGCUCGAUAGCGCCACCUAUAAAAUUUCAACGAAGUGCCCCUCUCGCUACGUUUCAUGUAUGUGUACGAAAUUCGGUAAAUACAUGUAAUGUCCCUACACCUACAGCGAAGUCCUAAACGCGAAAGAAAGUCAGCCAUUUUGAAUUUCCUCUAUGAUUUUUUUGAAGUUCUUGCCAUUUUCAGGCCUCGUACUUUAACAAACUCCUCCUACAGCUUUAAUCGGAUCAUCUUCAAAUUUUGUGAGUGUGAUCAUAAGGCGUUUGCAAUGUUAAAUUGUGAAGAUCUUGAGUUUUCGUCAAAGGUUGUGUCCCUGGCAGCCUGACAAAUUUUGGUUUUUCGCCAUGAAACAGGAAGUCGUUGUAACUCAGGCAAACAAUGUCCAGUCUGCCCCAAACUUCACACGUUUGAGAAGAGUCCUGGCCUGAACACAUCCCCAUGCCCAUAUUAAGUUAUAAUCAUAGCACCACAUACUGGCAACAGGAAGUGACAUGUUUAACACUGUUAUGAACUCCUUGCAACAUAUUGAAAAGUGCCAGCAAUUGUAAAUAGGCUAGCAACAUGCUAACACCUGUUAGCAACGCUUAGCUAUUUUACUGUGCUGCUAAUAGUGCAUCACAGCGCUAAACAUGUCGCUUCCUGUUGUCAGUAGGUGGUGCUAUGACAAACCGAAUAUGAGCAUGUAGAUGUGUUCAGGCCAGGACUCUUAUCAAACAUGUUAAGUUUGGGGCAGAUUAGAGAUUGCAUGCCUGAGUUACAGUAACUACCUCUUUCAUUGUGUUAAUGGCAGUGUUUUUUUAGUUCUGUUUAUGCAUUUUAAGUGCAUUUUCUGUAUGCGUGUGUAUAUAAAUUUGUAUGUGCAAUGUGAUCUCCUGAGAAUUCAUAUGUAUUUUAUGUAAAAUAUGGUUCUAUAAAACAUACAUUUACUUGUAUGUUUUAGUGUCUGUGCAAACAGUACUGCCGUAUUUACAGCAUUAAACGUACAUUACUGACAUCACCAAAAAUGUCAAGUUUUGUGUUCAACUUAGAAAUGAAUCCUUGUGCUUAUUUGAAUCAUUAAUGGAACUUCAUUUAAGGUUACAACAUUUCAGAAAACACUUUCCUGUCUGAA
This is a messenger RNA of Onychostoma macrolepis, 4016 nucleotides long. Its product is annotated as gastrula zinc finger protein XlCGF8.2DB-like. Gene Ontology annotation, molecular function: RNA polymerase II cis-regulatory region sequence-specific DNA binding; DNA-binding transcription factor activity, RNA polymerase II-specific. Bases 1259 to 2392 code for a protein of 377 amino acids. Gene Ontology annotation, biological process: regulation of transcription by RNA polymerase II. Lineage: Eukaryota; Metazoa; Chordata; Actinopteri; Cypriniformes; Cyprinidae. The record is from RefSeq and is a predicted model, not a curated record. Gene Ontology annotation, cellular component: nucleus. The transcript is spliced from 2 exons.